CCCACUGCUGCUCGAUAUUCGUAUAAUAAUGUUGCUGGUGAAAAGGAACGAGAAGUAAAGGGUGUGCAAACCCGGUAGUCUAGUCAUCCCUAGUUGAAAAUCGAAGUGGUUCUCUUAGUUGACGUCGAUGUAAUAUUUGAAUUAGUGAUGAUUAGUGUAUAGGUGCUAAAUGCCGAUGCAGGUUCGGUCUUUAACCUUAUUCUUGUAGAUUUUUUCAUUGAUACCAUCUAGAUGGAGACUGAACGUGUAUUGAUAUUCCAUGACGGAAAGCUACACCAGAAAAUUCAUAACUUCAAGACGAAACUAAAUUUCUUCUUCUACCGGGAGUGCUAUUCUGAUUCUAGGACUAUUCUAGUCCCGGCACGUCGUGCGCUCCUGCAUGAGCAGUCUUAUUUCGCGCAUUGCCCACAGCAGAUUACAUUGCUCUCACUUCUAAACUGUUGUCUGUCUCUCUUUUCCCCCUUACGGCUUCCUGUCAUUCCACUUAGGACGUUUCAUGCUCGACCGUUCAACUCGCUAUCCAGUAUUUUCUGAGUAGACUUUGCUGGGGAGAAAGAGAAGACACAAAAGAGGUCUGCGACACAGUGAAAAUAUGCAGUGGCGUCGCCAGAAGAAAGUCAACCACGUGAUAGGCUCAGCCCAUCAUGUUCUUCUAAUAGCGAGGUACCAAUACGAUUGCCCAUCAGCUCCACCAGCCGAUGAAGAUGAUGAAGAUGGGAUACGAAGAACUCGCGAAAAUAUCACAAAAAAUUCAUCAACUACUCAUAAGUCUCAUCGUUCAAGAUCAGAACAAAAAAAUGAAAAUGGCAUUAGUGACUCUUCAGGAUCGUUACCAUCACGAUCACAACCAAAAAUCCUAUUUGAUGAAAAUGAAUAUACACGAAUUACGGCGCCAAGACAGGAUAUGCUAUUUAAAAAAGGUUACUUAGCAAAAAAAAAAGUUUGGUCUGGUAAUAAUGCUAGUACUAGUGCAACACCAUCUACUACUGAAAGCCAGUCUGCUUCUCACUCGACAGCAGACGGCAGUGAGACAGCUGAAGACCAGCAAUUGCUUGAUUAUCGCGAAAAUGGUGUAGAAGAGUAUCCUCCAGUUGAAUUAGCACCUCAUAUGAAUUAUGGAACAUACUAUGACCAUGCUAGUGGAUAUUAUUAUGAAUACCCGGUAAUGGUUGUGGGGCCACCGGUACCGGGACCACCAAUGCACAAUCUUUUAGCAGCAAUGCCAUGUGAGGCUGUUCCCUUGAGACCAAUUGAAUGGGUGAAUCCUGCUUUUAUGCCAAAAUAUGAACAACCCUACUGUCUCGUCAAUUACCAGAAUCCGCCAUUAGACCAACAGUUGCCAGUAGGCCUAGAUGAAAAUGAAAUCACUGUGACAGCUACGGAGCAUACAAAUGGAACUGAGGAACCGUUAGAAAAUGGAAAUAAUAGUAAUUGGACUGAAACUAAUGAUGUAGAAAAACAAAAUUAUGAAGAACAGUCGAGUCAAGAACCUCAAGAACCAAUAAACCUUGUGGAUUAUGAAGAAGAAGUAGUGGACAAUAGCUUUUCAAAUGAACCGUGUCUUGAGACCGUCCUGGCACAACAAUUGCACGUGUCUCCUCACGUGAUACCUCCCGUGCCACAGCCGUACAUGUAUCCCGGUCACUACAUGUUUGGUCCUGCGCUGGUUAAUGUAAACGGUAUGACAAUACAGUGCGGACCGAUGAUGAGGACAAGCGAAAUACCUAUCUUAACAUCAACGUUUGCUCGACGAAAAAAGAAGAAGAAAUUGAGCAAAAGAAAAAUGAGACGACCUCUUGGUCAGGAGAAUAUUGAAAAUGGUGCUCCUGAAGAGGAAGAAGAAGAAGAAGAGGAAGACUAUAAUUCCGAAACAGAGAAUACUAUUGCUCAAUCUUCUGUAACCUCGAAUAAUUUGGUUUCCAACAGUCGUCCAUUAAAUCCUAACUGUAAAGAAUUCGAGUUUAGACCUAAUAGUCUCACAAGCCAGAGUACCGGAAGCGUCACGUCACUCAACAAAUCAGCCUCAAUGUCUGCAGUCAUUUCUGAAAAUCACGUGGUUAAAGAUACACAUUCUUCCAAUUUGAAAUUAAGAAAUUCCAUAGAUAUAUCAUGUACAGUAACUCCUAAUACUCAUGAAUCACCAAUAGAGUCUUCAGAUGUGGUCACAAAUGUUGAGUUUGCAAUGGAAGCGAUUGCAAAUGAAUCUAACCAAACUAAUGGCCAUAAGGAAAUUUUAGUAACUGAAGUGGGAGUGGACGUCACAUGCGAAGAAUUUAACAACAUUAUAGAGAAAAUUGAGGACAAGUUUACAGAAAUACCUAUUCAAAAUCCAUUAGAGAUGACUGUGCCAAAUGGGAACGAAGACUGUGAUCGAUUGUCUAAUGGUACUGCAACAUCUGGAGGAACAAAUGAGUCUCGUGACUCAUCUGUGAUUCAGAGAAUACCAAACCAAGAAAUUUUAUCAAAGAAUUUGCCUAGAAAAAAGUACAAAAAUACAAAAGUGAUUCGGGAGUCAACGCCAAGACCGGAAAGUGAUGAACAAUCAUUAGAUAUGUUGGAAACGGAGCUGAAAACACAUGUUCAAGGUGUUGUAAUGGGUGUUGAUGCAAUAGAAGCUCAAUUAAAUGCUGAUGCAUCCAAUGAAGAUUCAGGCUUCGAAAGUCAAACACGAUAUUCUGAUCAUCCAAUUACCAAUGCCGUAACCGAAUGGCUACGACGCGCUAAUUCGCCGGAAAUGUUUGUCACAUCGACGUUAAAUGAUGAAGAAGGUGAAACUGAAGAUGAUGAACUGGACGAUAGCGAGCCGCCAAAAAACUUGCAAGGCAACCCCAUGCCUGCACUAUCUGCUAAUAGCUGCGUGAAUGACACGACGUCAUUACGUCCGGCUAGCUACGACGAAUUCGCAAGAGCCAACUGCUUAAAGAACGAAGCAAAUCCAUCAAAGAAAAAGACGCGCUCAAAAAAUAAGAAAAGAUCUCAAAAAAAUAAAAAUACUGCAACGGCUUUAAAAACAGAUAAAUCGAAUCAUCAGCGUAAGAAAAAUCGUAAGCCUCGUAAAGCAAAAGAGCUUAUUCAAAGCACUUGCGAAUUCACGGAAAAGGAUAGCGAUGUGGGUAUGAGGGUUGCCGAAAACUCUCGGAUAAUCUCGAAAACAAAUGAGUCAAUAACGUGUGUGCUGAAAGGGUCUGAUUCUAGUCGAAGGGUGAAUACAAAUGUUGAUGUUAAUCAAGUUAAGACUUUUGAAAAAGGCGAAAUUGUUGUUUCAAUUGAUGGUAAAUUAUUGUCUACAACUAUUUAUGGGACAUUAUGUGCUGAAGAUGAUGGAGAAGAUAUAAAAGAAGAGAAGUCAGUAAAUACAAGUGCAAGAAAUUCUUUGGGAAGUAUUGAAGAACCAGACAUGCUUGAAUGUUGGGAUGUAGAAACUGUUGAACCAUUAGAACGAGGUGUUAUAAAGUUAGAAGAAAUUAACGACAAGUCUGCUAAUAAAACUGAUAAUGCCAGCUUGGAGAUAGUUCGGAAGUAUUAUACAUUAGCACGAGGAAGUGUUCAAAGUAUUUCAAGCAUUGAAGAUGGAUUUAGUGAGUCAACAAAACAAUCUGAUAAACAAUAUCAAUCAAGACUCAUCAGCCCAGAACAGUUAAGAACAUUUGCAAAUGAUUGCUCAAUAAUUUUAAACAAUCAAAAAGAUGAAGAAUUUCUUAUAGAUGAAGGAAUCGAAAUAUACGAGAGUUGUUAUAAUGGGAAACCUCCGAUCAUCUUCAAUCCAAAUUUAUAUAAAUCCCAUUCUCUCUAUGGUCAUGACGAAGAUAGACCUAUACCAUGUCGAGUAACUUGUUGUAUUGUUCAAUGAUAUUUCUGACCGUCCACAACAAUAUGGGACAAUGUUCUAACAAAAAGCACUACCAUCAUCGUUAAUAUCAUCAACAACGUUAUCAUUAUCAUCAUCAUCAUCAUCAUUGUUAUCCUCAUUAAUUCCUCAUCAUUGUUCACCCCACCGACACAUCAUGUAACAAAUAAAGUAAGAAUUAGCUAUAACGAAGAAAAAUAUCACAUAUGCGAGCAACAAAAAAUAAACGCGAGCUUUCACGUUCCAUAAAUGUUUUUCCUUGUAAAUAGUUAUUAAGUUCUUGUUUUAAAAACGUACAAACAAUGUACGGCAUCAGGCAUUGCGUUUGUCAAUGGUGAAAAUGAGGAAAAAAUAAUCAUUGAAUGAAUUAAUGUAAUGUAACGAUUAAGUAUGAAACAAAGAGUUGAUAAGCAAGAUAAUAGUCAUGUAUUCAUAAUGGUUGUUGAUAUACCAUUGAUAUUAUUAUUUUUAUUAUUAACUAAUUGAUAAUAAUUAUUACUGUUACUAUGACAUUUAUUAUUAUUUUUUUUUUUUUUUUGAAUAUUUAAUUUACUUGAAAGACAUAAAGAGGGCUACGAUAAAUCGCCCUUGCAUUGCAUUGUUAUUAUCAUUCUUUUCACCGUCAUUAUUUGUUACAAUUAAUUAUUAAUUAUUAUACUUAUUAAUAUUGUUAUAAUAAUUGUUAUUAUUCUUAUUAUUACUAAAGAUAUUUUUAUCACAUUAUUAUGUAAGAUCUACUACGAUCAGAGAGAAGAUGAUGUCAUUACAUCGAUUAUUAUUGAGGCAUAUUUUUAAAUGGAAAAUGGCCGUCGCUCAGGAAUAAUCUGAUGACUGCUCUUACAAAUCUUACAAGUAAAAAAAAAAAGCUGUCAACAGCUUAUGGAUUUAUGACUUAUUUAGAUUAUUCUUGCUACUAUGGAUUCAAUAAUAGGCAUAAUGAAAAUUGGAUGUUGGCGACUAAAUUUACCUUUAGCUGUUAUAUAAUUCAUUUGGGUUAUAGAAAUUUGUGUUGGUUGAUAGUUUUUUUAAUUAAUUAUGCAAGUAGGGAUACGGUAGAUCAUUUAAUUAUAUCAUAAUUGAAUGAACAAGUUAAUUAAUAAUAAUGAAACAAGAAAGAUUGUAGAGGAAAAAAUAAUAACAAAUGAGAAGCAUAAUUCCGCAAGCUAAGUAGAUUAAGGGUAGUUAUUAUAUUAUAAUUAUAUGAGUAUGACAAUGUACGAUGUUACAAUAGACGAAGCCGAAAAGCUUAAUAAUGAUCAGUGAGAAAAUUAUUAUCGAAACAAUAAUAUGUUAUAGAAACAAGUUGAUAAUAUUAUUGAAAAAUAUUUAAAAGAUUAUAUUAACGUCAUUAGAUUCAUUAAUACUUGGUCUUUUAGGGUCUAUAUAAACAUCACUUGUGUUAAUAAUGCAAAGAUAUACACUAUGCUAUUAGCCAAAAAUUGAGUUAAUUAUAAUCGUAGUAAUUAACCCAUAUCUUUUAAUUAAUUACGCUGGGCAACAAAAAAAAAA
This is a messenger RNA of Chelonus insularis, 5356 nucleotides long. RefSeq lists its product as uncharacterized. The record is from RefSeq and is a predicted model, not a curated record. The coding region runs from base 593 to 3850 and encodes 1085 amino acids. NCBI's taxonomy places the organism in Eukaryota, Metazoa, Arthropoda, Insecta, Hymenoptera, Braconidae. The transcript is spliced from 7 exons.